GCCUGGGGCGGCUGCAUGGGGCGGCGGCGGCGUCCGGCAGGCCGGGCGGCCGGGACCGGGACGGGGGCGAGGGCGCUGCCCGAGGCCAUCGCCGCGCUGUGUCGGACGCUGCCCGCAGGGCCCGGCCCCGAGACUUUCCGUCGCGCCAAGUUCGACCUCCCGGAGGCGGCCCCCGCGCUCUGGCGGCUGCUCUCCUGUGUGCUCUCGCCGCGCUCGGAGGCCGACACCACUGGCUCGCUAACCCGCGAGGCCCAGGUCCGCUUGGUGAAGUCAGCAAUGCGCUCCCAGGGCUACCCUCGGCCAGCGCUCUUCCAGCUUCCGGAGGACGGCUCCCAGGGCAGCCGCGAGCUCCUGCUGGCCCUGUCCUGGCUUCUGGCCCGAGGGCCCCUUAUCGAGCAGCUGCUGGCCCGGACCCGCGUCCGGCUGGGUGACGAGAUGCCCGUGUGCGAGUGUGAGGACCUAGCCUAUGGCAGGGCCAGCCCUGGUCUGCCUACACCGAGCAAGGAUGCUGACGGCUGUGUGGACGUGCGUCAUGUGCAGUGGCUGAUGGGAAAGCUGCGGUUCCGCUGGCGGAGCCUUAUCUCCAGUCACCAGGAGCACUGCGCCCUCCUGAGCAAGAUUCAUAAGUACACCCAGGGCUGCCACAGUGACCGAAACCUUGGCCACCUGUCUGUUGCUGAAACGGAGCUGCUCAGGGACCCGGAGGGUGGCCAGCAGCUGCUGCAGAUGCUGGAGUUUGAGAACGUGCGGCUGGAGGCCGCUCUCGAGUGGCGGCGCCUAGAGCAGGUCUUCUGGCAAUGGAUGGACACAGUCCUGGGUGCCUCCCCCCCAGACUCCCCCAACGCUGGCUCACAGCCCACGUUUCUGCCCAGCAUCCCUGAGCGAGUGGCUGGGGAGUUGGAACUGGUGUCUCGGGAGCUGCAGGCCCUUCAGAAGGAGCUGCAGGAGGCCGUGGAGGUGCGGCGGGCAUCGUGGGAGGCCCAGGUCCGCGGCCAGGGGCCCGAGUGGAGUGCUGAGAUGCGGGCCUCGAAGGAGGCUGUGGGGCAGGAGCUGGCGGCCCUGUGGCAGGCCUGGGAGCGAGAGGGGGGCCUGGCCCAGCCCCACAGGCCCAACCGGCUGGUGAGGAGUGAGGCUGGGGCUCCCCCAGGGCAGGGCCUGUGGGCCACUGAGGCCAUCGGGGCACUGAGGAGCAAGGAGGCCUGCCUGGAGGCAGUGCUAUGCUGGCUGCAGGGACAGAGUCAGCAGGAGCUGGCCAGGCUGGCUGGAGCCCUGCCAGGAGUCAUCUGGAUCCCGCCACAUGGACGCUGAGGACCGCGGUUGCAUCGUCCCCAGUGGGAACCUGGCUUAUCCUGCCCUAGUGACAACAGGGACAACUGACACAGAGCCUCUGAGAGGUGCACUCCUUCUGGGCUGGGGCUGUCCUGACUGGCCAGAUCCCAGUCCCUUGGCCAGCAGUCCCUACCUGCUGUCCCCUCCCCAGGGGUCACAAGAGGUCCUGUCUGGUGGCCAUGGGUGUCAGGGCCUGGAAUGGGCUCAGAAGUCACUCGUGGAGGCCUCCCUGGGGGCUUAGGCCCCGGCCAUCCCUCUAGGGUCCUCUCGUAUCUCUGGGGAUGGUAGUGGGCAGAGAUGAGUCUCAGGCUGAGGGGAGACACCUGGGCAUUAGUGGCUGAGGCCAGUGCCAGAGGGACCAGCCUGGUCUGAGCUCUGAAGCACGGGGUGGGUGUCGGGGACCAGCCCUGCUAAGAGGGCUCAGGGGAUACAGUGAGUAGGGGAGGCUCUACAGGAGCCCAGGCCUCCCUGGCCCGAUGUGUCAAUACCCUGCCCUGGAUGCGCCCCCCACCCCCCCCAGCUGUGAGAUGUGCCUGGUGUGGUGGGUGGGGAGGGGUGCUGGAUGAGCGCCCUGUGGGGGCUCUGCUCGCUUCCUGGGGGCGGUGCUCUGGGUGGAGGGAAGCCCACCCUGGGGACAGAGGGGCUUUGUCUUAGAGACUGCUUGGCAAUCCUAGCUAGGCCUAGACAAAGAGCCAUCUGUGUUCCAGGAUGUGUCCCCCACCUGCCGGAAUGGCCCUUCCUCACAGCACCCCCGCCCCCACCAGCAGGGACAGGCAGCCUGGCUACCUCCAGCCUGCUGCCUGCACCAAACCUUCCUCUUUCCAUGGCUGUUGUGCCUCUGGUCUCAGACAGCCUGUCUCUGUCUACAUAGCCAUUGGCCUCUGCCUAAGGGUUUCAGACCCUGGAAGACAGGAGCCUGGUGAAGGUGGCAGGCUGAAGGCCUUUGGGUGUAUCAGAUGUUACAUGUACAAAAACUAAGCAUAAAAUGGAAUACCACACUCGUGUUCCUGUGUUUGUCUUGUUUUGUCUGGUUCCAACCUCAGUGAUCCUUUUGACUCCUGACUGUGUCACCCACUGGGCCAGCUCUCACCCUCCACUCAGCUCAGGGUCUUGUCCCUUGUCAUUAGUUGACCCUGGGCUGUUGAUGUCUUGAAGCCCACCCCUCCAGGCAAUACCCACGGGACGCCUUGGGGAGGGUUUCCAAUGUCUUCUUGAAAUCCCACUUUGGUUGGAGGAGAUUUCUGAGUGACAUUUAGGAGAGGAAUUUGGUUUGUUGGCAUGGUCUGACUUAACUCAUGGGGAGGCCUUCAUGAUAUCACUGUCUUUUCCAAGAGCCCCCAAGGUCCUCUCCAGCCCUGAGUCCGGGGUGCAGUUACGGGGACAGUGGCCAUGAAGUUGCGCCAGAGGAACCAGCCUGGUCUGAAGCUCUGUCGCUUGUAACGUCGGCCUCCUGAGUCUCCUCUCCAGGCUAUUUGUUACUGAUUUUGCUACAGAGCCUCUGUCUGGGAGCUGUCUACCCUCGGCCACUUUCUUUUAGCUCCUGUGUGCAUGACACCUUUUCCAUUCUCUAGUUUUCAACUUUUCUGUAUACGUAAAUGCUUUUUUGCUUUUUAAAUACUGAAAUUAAAAAUAAAUUAUUUAGCUGAAAUUCACAUAAUACAAAAUAAACUGCUUUAAAGUGAACAA
Loxodonta africana (African savanna elephant) is the source of this 3015-nucleotide messenger RNA. RefSeq names its product tubulin epsilon and delta complex 1 (gene TEDC1). The record is from RefSeq and is a predicted model, not a curated record. Bases 16 to 1308 code for a protein of 430 amino acids. NCBI's taxonomy places the organism in Eukaryota, Metazoa, Chordata, Mammalia, Proboscidea, Elephantidae. The transcript is spliced from 8 exons.